Messenger RNA from Prunus avium (sweet cherry), 1197 nucleotides. It is a transcript of the gene RID2, whose product is annotated as S-adenosyl-L-methionine-dependent methyltransferases superfamily protein. Gene Ontology annotation, cellular component: nucleolus. Gene Ontology annotation, molecular function: rRNA (guanine) methyltransferase activity. Gene Ontology annotation, biological process: rRNA (guanine-N7)-methylation. The record is from RefSeq and is a predicted model, not a curated record. Lineage: Eukaryota; Viridiplantae; Streptophyta; Magnoliopsida; Rosales; Rosaceae.
UUUCCGUCUCCUCCCUCUCUCUUUCAUUUUGUUGUGUUUUGCGAAACAAGAAACAGAACAGAAAGCAAUCAUGUCUCGGCCAGAGCUGCAAGCUCCACCUGAGAUUUUCUACAAUGAAGAGGAGGCUCGCAAGUACACUCGCAAUUCUCGAAUCAUGGAAAUUCAGUCAGAGCUCUCCCACCGAGCCCUCGAGCUUCUCGCUUUGCCUGAAGAUGGCGUCCCCAGGUUGCUCCUCGACAUUGGUUGUGGUUCGGGUCUUAGCGGAGAUACAUUGUCAGAGAGCGGGCAUCAGUGGAUUGGUUUAGAUAUCUCCCGGUCAAUGCUUGAUGUUGCAUUGGAGAAUGAGGUUGAGGGUGACCUUUUGCUUGGGGACAUGGGUCAGGGCUUAGGACUUCGUUCAGGAGUUAUUGAUGGAGCCAUAAGUAUCUCAGCCGUUCAGUGGUUGUGCAAUGCUGAUAAGUCCUCACAUAAUCCACGAUUACGAUUGAAGGCUUUCUUUGGAUCAUUGUACAGAUGCUUAGCAAGGGGAGCAAGAGCAGCAUUUCAAGUGUAUCCUGAAAAUCUAGACCAGCGAGAGCUGAUUUUGAGUUCUGCAAUGCGUGCUGGAUUUGCUGGGGGUGUAGUUGUUGAUUAUCCCAACAGUUCCAAGAAAAGAAAAGAAUACCUUGUCCUCACUUGUGGCCCACCAUCUAUUAGCACAUGCACUCCCAAUGGAAAAGGCGAAGAUGGUGAGAGUUCCUCUGACGAUGAUAGUGAAGAUGAAGACAAUCAGACAGUUUCAAUCUCAGACAGGCACAGGCCCAAAAAAAAACAGAAAAUAACAAAGAAAGGCAAGGGAAGAGAAUGGAUAAUAAAGAAGAAGGAACAGAUGAGGAAAAAAGGAAAUGUUGUUCCUCCAGACACAAAGUACACAGCUCGGAAACGAAAGGCUCGGUUUUGAUCUUACAGCAGGCCUAAAUUUUUGAGUGUUCUGGCUUUGGUGUGUGCUUUAAGUGGUUUAUAUAGGCAAAUGCAUUUCCUUUUUUCUCAAUAGUGCUUUAGAAUACUGGCCAUAAGCAAUUUAUAUACAGAUCUCUCCAGGUUAUGGACGUCUGGUUGUAAUAUGAUUAUUCCUGUAACCUUAACAGUUUUGAGAAAAGAGAAACUUUGUUCUGUUUUAAGGUAUUGAGCAACUUAAUAAAAGCCUUGUUUGAUGAA